ACACGAAGUAGUAGUGCGUGGAACGCCAUUGAAGGUGCAACUAAAAGUUAAAAGUGAAUGAAAUAUCGCUUUGGACUCAGUGUCGGAGCGGUCCUCAGCGAUUAAUCAUUUAUUUAUUAUCAUUUUAUUGAUAGAUUGGUGUGAUAAUCUCUAUGAGUUUAAAUACGAAUUUCUGGUGGCGAUUCAACGAACGGGAUUUUUUCAUCAACUAAACCGGUCGUGCGGCGCCUGCAAGUGAUAACAACCGCAGGCCCCAAGGAGUACCAAAAAAAAUCUGUAAUCGAUGGGUUGAGAACGCCGAAGGUCGUUUUACCACUGAUUUAAUUCAUGUGAAAAAAAAAAAAAUUAUUUUUGACCGACACUGUUUAUGCCAGAGGGGAGUGACAAUUUACCAAUCACGUAGCUCACAGAUGAACCAAAAUGCUGAAGGUAGUGGGAGCCUCCUGGCUGCAGACCCGUAUCGCCACCUAUAUUUUGGUUGCCGUUGCCCUUAUGGGAAUCGGCGCCAUUAUACUCGGUGAAUUCGGAAGAAUUGACAACGACGGAACAUACGCAGCGGUAGUUACCUGGAAUCCGAAGGUGGGAUACAAAAUUGACUUCUGGGGUCAAGGUAAUGACCUCGAUACUUUACCGAGACGAGCAGCAAGGGGGUACUACAGAACAAGAAUCCAAGAGACCGGUUGGUCAUUUGUGGAGAUUGAAACAUCACCGAAUUAUCCAGAUGCUGUUCAAGCUUACGCAGCUGGACUCCUCGAGGGAAGUCUUACCUGGCAGCUCAUCCAUCACCAUUGGCACAAUACCAUUGAGGCACCAUGUAUUGGAAGGGAGGAGGUCUGCAACAAAAUCAGAAAAGGUCUAAAAGAAAACGCUCAAGCCACGGAAGACAGGGCGAAUGCUCUCGCCGCUGACGAUCCUUUCUGGCACAUGGUACGAUUAUUUUACACUCAAUUGGCUGGGCUGGAGCAAGGCUGGAGACAAGCGGUCAAACGCAGCAAAAAUUCGGCAGAGAUUCCACAUGAGGAUUUCCUUUGGCUUGCCAUGGCCUCUGACAUACCCAACUUUGGCUCUGAGAAUCAUCCAACUUCCGAGAGGAAUUUCAACGUCGAAGCUGGAGGAAUUCUCGUGAAAUCCGUGCCAAAGGAUGACAACAAUCACGAGGCAUUGAUUGGAAUAAUCCACAGCACAGCUGCACCAUAUCAAAAAAUGUUGAGACUAUUGAAAAAAUACACAUUCGGUUAUCACCUUAAUUCGGCUAAAAAUUCAGCUCGAGUGGCAACUCGUUCAGUCGUGGCAUCAUCGUACCCAGGGGCAUUAUCAUCACAAGACGAGUAUUACCUUCUUUAUGGCCAGAAAAUGGAAGAGAUUAUGAUCAUAGCUGGUACCCCACUGGCGCCAUUCAAACCUGACAGCGAGGAGACAGAAGGGGAAAUUAUUGUCUCAGAAAAAUCGGAAUCUCACACUGUGAUGUCAUCAGCUAGGAUAAUGUCUUCCAACUGGCUUGCCACUUCCGCUCUGUCCUGGGGCCGUUAUCUGGCACGUCGUCGUGCCCCUGAGGACAUCUCCAGACCUGUCCAGUGGAUCCUCACAACUCCCAAGAACAUCUCCCUCUGGAUAAUCGAGCAACACCCGUCCGAAACUCAUGCAAUCGAUUACACUAAAAUAUUCACCACUACCAAGUUAUUAUUCUGCAACGGUAAAUCAGUCUUUGAGCACAAAAAGUCUAUCCCCUCACCGACAAUCGCGUCACCGGAUCUUCGAGAGAUUCAAGUGCCUCCAGAAAAUGGGGAACAUCUUCAAGGAGUCGAGAGAAUUGAGAUACAAGACCAAAGGGGAGAGAUUAUUCAGGAGACAAACAAAGUUGGAGACAGCACUUCAGUCUCUUACGAAGUUAAUUCGACCUUGAACUCUAAAUUACUCAGGGAAACACCUGGAGCAGAAGAGGUAAUGGGUUACAGGGGUGAUCUUGAGGUAGUAGCUGUUCCUUUUGGUAAUAUUGAUACUAAAUUGGUGCUGAUUGGGUCGGGGGGAAUUAGGACUUUCGAGGCAACUUCCGGUCCUGGAUACCUUGGAAAUGAUUUCGAGUGGAAAAGGGACUUCCCCGGGGUGACGCAUGUUGGACAGCCUGACCGAUUCCAUUUUGGGCCGGUCACGCCAUCUUGGGCGUGGGUUUAGACGCAUUUAUUUGGUGGAUUUUAAUGAUUUUUAAAUAGAAUUUUUUUUUAGACGUGAUCUUGACGUGCUAUUGUCUCCAGGUGUUUCUCAUCAUUUGCUACAGAUUUUUUUAAAAUGAUUUUAAAGUGCAAUUUUAUCGAUGUUUGACGAUAUUUUUUUUGUAAUCAUGAUGAAUCGUCAGUGAGCUACGUGUAAAUAAAAAGGUCAAAAAUA
Fopius arisanus is the source of this 2385-nucleotide messenger RNA. It is a transcript of the gene lama, whose product is annotated as lamina ancestor. Gene Ontology annotation, molecular function: glycerophospholipase activity. The record is from RefSeq and is a predicted model, not a curated record. The coding region runs from base 421 to 2172 and encodes 583 amino acids. The transcript is spliced from 6 exons. Gene Ontology annotation, cellular component: extracellular region. Gene Ontology annotation, biological process: phospholipid catabolic process. NCBI's taxonomy places the organism in Eukaryota, Metazoa, Arthropoda, Insecta, Hymenoptera, Braconidae.